Molecule: messenger RNA, 1884 nt
Organism: Merops nubicus (carmine bee-eater)
Lineage: Eukaryota; Metazoa; Chordata; Aves; Coraciiformes; Meropidae
Gene: ATG16L1
Product: autophagy related 16-like 1 (S. cerevisiae)
Exons: 17
Coding region: 64-1701 (545 amino acids)
Biological process (GO): autophagosome assembly; negative stranded viral RNA replication
Cellular component (GO): autophagosome membrane
Molecular function (GO): protein binding
Source: RefSeq, a predicted model, not a curated record
CUGCUGGAGAAGUCAGACCUUCAUGCAGUGCUGGCUGAUAAGCUUCAAGCAGAAAAAUAUGACAUGCAGAGCAGACAUGAGAUCAGCCCAGGACACGAGGGCACAUGGAACGAUGCUCAGCUGCAGGAGCUGGCACAGCUGAAGAUCAAGCACCAGGAGGAGCUGACAGAGCUGCAUAAGAAACGUGGCGAGCUGGCCCAAUCUGUAAUUGAUCUGAACAACCAAAUGCAGCAGAAGGACAAAGAGAUGCAGAUGAAUGAAGCAAAGAUUGCAGAAUAUUUGCAGAAGAUCUCUGAACUGGAAACAGAGUGCCAGGAGUUGAGGAGCAAGCUGCAGGACCUCGAGAGAGCCAAUCAGACACUGAAAGAUGAGUAUGAUGCUCUCCAGAUCACCUUCAAUGCCUUGGAGGAGAAGCUGAGGAAAACUACUGAGGACAACCAGGAGCUGGUCUCACGUUGGAUGGCAGAGAAGGCACAAGAAGCCAAUCGUUUGAAUGCUGAGAAUGAAAAGGAUUCAAGGAGACGACAAGCCAGGCUGCAGAAGGAGCUAGCAGAAGCUGCCAAAGAACCCCUGCCUGUGGAACCGGAUGAUGACAUCGAGGUGCUGGCAGAUGAAACCCCUGAGCCAGCUGAGGAGAGCUCUCCAGUGAGGACCGUCAGCCGCACAGCCAGUAAGCGACUCUCCCAGCCAGCUGGAGGCCUUCUGGACUCUAUCACUAAUAUCUUUGGGAGGCGUUCUUUGUCCUCAUACCCUGCUCCCCAGGAUAACGUGGAGCCACAUGCAGGUGCCAGUAAAGAAGUGAGAGUGCCCACUACUGCCAUAUGUGUCUUUGAUGCCCACGAUGGGGAGGUGAAUGCUGUGCAGUUCAGCCCUGGCUCCCGUCUGCUGGCCACAGGAGGCAUGGACAGGAGGGUUAAGCUCUGGGAAGUCUUGGGAGAUAGGUGUGAGCCCAAAGGUGCCCUCUCUGGCAGUAAUGCUGGGAUUACAAGCAUAGAAUUUGAUAGUGCUGGUUCUUACCUCUUGGCAGCUUCAAAUGACUUUGCCAGCAGAAUCUGGACGGUGGAUGACAAUCGGUUGCGGCACACCCUGACAGGUCACAGUGGUAAGGUCCUGUCAGCCAAGUUCUUGCUGGACAACGCCCGCAUUGUUUCGGGGAGCCACGACCGGACCCUCAAGCUCUGGGACCUCCGCAGCAAAGUCUGUAUAAAAACAGUGUUUGCAGGAUCUAGCUGCAACGACAUCGUGUGUACUGAGCAAUGUGUAAUGAGUGGCCACUUUGAUAAGAAAAUUCGUUUCUGGGACAUCAGGACAGAGAGCAUAGUAAAAGAGCUGGAGCUGCUUGGAAGAAUCACAGCUCUGGACCUGAACUCGGAGCGCACGGAACUCCUGACCUGCUCCCGUGACGACCUCCUGAAGAUCAUUGAUCUGCGGGUGGGUGCUGUCAAGCAGACCUUCAGUGCCCAGGGAUUCAAAUGUGGCUCUGACUGGACAAGAGUUGUGUUCAGCCCUGAUGGUAACUAUGUGGCUGCUGGUUCAGCUGAUGGGGCCCUCUACAUUUGGAAUGUGCUCACUGGGAAGUUGGAGAGGACACUUGCAAAGCAUCACAGUUCUUCUAUCAAUGCCGUGGCGUGGUCGCCAGCGGGUGCCCACGUGGUCAGUGUGGACAAAGGAAACAAGGCUGUCCUGUGGUCUGAGUUCUGACUGGAUGGAGGGUGGAAGGCAGAGCAUGCAGCACCUCUGUGUGUGGUGGUGCUGCUCCAUGGCUGAACAGGAGACCUGAGCCCAGUCCAACCUGAGCUGGGCUGUUGAGUGCUUGGGCUUCGCUUCCCAGAGGCAAGUUCUGAGGCAAUGGAGGAGGAGCCCGAGGCAGAGACUUCUUGUGGC